AGGGUGUAAUCUAAGUACAGUCACACACUCCUCACUUUGCACAUAACCCGAGCGCUGUGUCUGCAUGCUGUUAGACUCCUUCUGGACGUGGAAAUAAAGUCAUUUGCAUGUUUUUCUCUCUGUACAGCUUAAAAUGACGAAUGUGUAAUUUCAGUGGAAUAAAUGGCGUCCAAAGUCACAGAUGCUAUAGUCUGGUAUCAAAAGAAGAUUGGAGCCUAUGAUCAACAAAUAUGGGAAAAGUCUGUUGAACAAAGAGAAAUCAAGGGGUUAAGGAAUAAACCAAAGAAAACAGCACAUGUGAAACCAGACCUCAUAGAUGUUGAUCUUGUGAGAGGGUCUGCAUUUGCUAAGGCGAAGCCUGAAAGUCCUUGGACUUCUCUGACUAGAAAAGGGAUAGUUCGAGUUGUAUUUUUCCCCUUUUUCUUCCGGUGGUGGUUACAAGUAACGUCGAAGGUCAUCUUUGCCUGGCUUCUUGUCCUCUAUCUUCUACAAGUUGCUGCAAUAGUAUUAUUCUGUUCCGCUCCUAGCCCACAUAGCAUACCUCUAACUGAAGUGCUUGGCCCAAUAUGGCUGAUGCUGCUCUUGGGAACUGUGCACUGCCAGAUUGUCUCAACAAGAACACCCAAACCUCCUCUAAGCACAGGCGGUAAAAGAAGAAGGAAAUUAAGAAAAGCGGCCCAUUUGGAAGUACAUAGGGAAGGAGACGGUUCUAGCACCACAGAUAACACACAGGAGGGAGCGGUGCAGAGCCAUGGUGCAGACGCCUCUUACACUGUUGGCGCUGUCUUCAGAGAUCUGUGGCAUGCUGCUUUCUUUUUAUCAGGGUCAAAGAAAGCGAAGAGUUCAAUUGACAAGUCAACCGAGACUGACAAUGGUUAUGUGUCCCUUGAUGGGAAAAGGACUGUGAAAAACAGUGAGGCUGGAACUCAGGACCAUGGACCUCAGUGUGAGACUAUUCGACCAGAAGAGACAGCAUGGGCUGCUCGGGCUCCAAGGAAUGUUCCUGCCAAAGACACCCAAAGAAAGGUGACCAAUGUCUCUGAUGAAGUAUCCAGUGAGGAAGGUCCUGAAACAGGAUAUUCACUGCGCUGUCACGUGGACAGAACUCCCGAAAGCAGUCUUCGGAAUAGAAAGCCACACCACUAUAAAAAGCAUUAUGCAAAUGAGGAUGCCCCUAAAUCGGGUACUAGUUGCAGCUCUCGCUGUUCAAGUUCCAGACAGGAUUCUGAGAGUACAAGGCCAGAAUCUGAAACUGAAGAUGUAUUGUGGGAAGACUUGUUACACUGUGCAGAAUGCCGCUCAUCUUGUACCAGUGAGACAGAUGCGGGAAACCCUCAGAUUAAUCCAUGUGGGAAAAAAGAAUACAGAGACGACCCUUUCCAUCAGAGUCAUUUGCCCUGGCUUCAUAGUUCCCACCCAGGAUUAGAAAAAAUCAGUGCGAUAGUGUGGGAAGGCAAUGAUUGUAAGAAAGCAGACAUGUCUGUCCUCGAAAUCAGUGGGAUGAUAAUGAACAGAGUGAACAACCAUGUGCCAGGCAUAGGAUACCAGAUAUUUGGAAAUGCCAUCUCCCUAAUCCUGGGCUUAACUCCUUUUGUUUUCCGGCUGUCCCAAGCGACAGACUUGGAUCAGCUCACAGCCCAUUCUGCUUCAGAGCUUUAUGUGAUUGCAUUUGGUUCUAACGAAGAUUUCAUGGUUCUUUCUAUGGUCCUAAUAAGUUUUGUGGUUCGUGUGUCUCUUGUAUGGAUCUUCUUUUUCUUGCUGUGUGUAGCAGAAAGAACAUAUAAGCAAGUGAGUAUGAUAUGA
Molecule: messenger RNA, 1803 nt
Organism: Acomys russatus (golden spiny mouse)
Lineage: Eukaryota; Metazoa; Chordata; Mammalia; Rodentia; Muridae
Gene: Phtf2
Product: putative homeodomain transcription factor 2
Exons: 11
Coding region: 163-1803 (546 amino acids)
Cellular component (GO): endoplasmic reticulum
Source: RefSeq, a predicted model, not a curated record